Mugil cephalus (flathead mullet) is the source of this 5101-nucleotide messenger RNA. It is a transcript of the gene slc12a4, whose product is annotated as solute carrier family 12 member 4. The coding region runs from base 108 to 3389 and encodes 1093 amino acids. The transcript is spliced from 24 exons. Gene Ontology annotation, molecular function: potassium:chloride symporter activity. NCBI's taxonomy places the organism in Eukaryota, Metazoa, Chordata, Actinopteri, Mugiliformes, Mugilidae. The record is from RefSeq and is a predicted model, not a curated record. Gene Ontology annotation, biological process: chloride ion homeostasis; potassium ion import across plasma membrane; cell volume homeostasis. Gene Ontology annotation, cellular component: membrane.
UAGUGGAAUGUAGUUACCAUUAGUGGGAGUUGAGCUGAAGCUGGCUAACAGCUAGCCUGCUAUGUUGAGUUUGAGCCGGAGACGCUGAGGAGAAGAGUGAUGAAAACAUGCCUCACUUCACAGUGGUACCGGUGAAGGAUCAAGCUCAGUCCAACUACGACAGCCUAGAGGGGAUUAACUGGGUUGAUUACAGGGAUACUGGACAAGAUUGCCCUGAUCAUCAAGACACUGUCAGCUCUGAUGGACACGGGAAUCAUAAAGAAGACAGCCCUUUUCUCAACAGUGCUGACGCUGGCAAGAAGAAUGACUUCUAUGACAGGAACCUGGCUUUGUUUGAGGAAGAGCUGGACAUCCGGCCCAAGGUUUCCUCUUUGCUCAGCCGCCUGGUCAACUACACCAACAUCACUCAGGGCGCCAAGGAACAUGAAGAGGAGGAGAGUGCCGAGGCCUCACGUAGGAAAACCCCCAAGUCUCCCAACAUGGGCACUCUGAUGGGAGUGUACUUGCCGUGCCUCCAGAACAUCUUUGGCGUGAUUCUUUUCCUCCGACUGACCUGGAUUGUGGGGAUGGCCGGCAUCUUUCAGUCCCUCCUGAUCGUCCUCAUGUGCUGCUCAUGUACUAUGCUCACCGCCAUAUCAAUGAGUGCCAUUGCUACUAACGGUGUUGUUCCAGCUGGUGGGGCGUACUUCAUGAUCUCACGCUCUCUUGGCCCUGAGUUCGGAGGAGCCGUGGGGCUGUGCUUCUACUUGGGCACGACCUUUGCUUCUGCCAUGUACAUACUGGGUGCCAUUGAAAUUUUCUUGAAAUAUCUGCUCCCUCAGGCGGCCAUCUUUCAUGCCACAGACCAUCUUGGGAGUGACAGUGCCAUGUUGAACAACAUGCGAGUCUAUGGCUCUUUAUGCCUCAGCUUAAUGGCUGUGGUGGUUUUCGUGGGAGUCAAAUAUGUCAACAAGCUGGCUUCUCUUUUCCUGGCCUGUGUCAUUAUCUCAAUCGUCUCUAUCUAUGCCGGGGCAUUAAAGUCAUUGACUCAUCCACCAGAAUUUCCGAUCUGCAUGUUGGGCAACCGGACUUUGGUGAGAGAUCGCUUUGACGUGUGCGCUAAAACUGUAAUCAACGGCAACCUCACCGUUCCCAGUCAGCUGUGGGACCGGUUCUGUAUGCCUGGGAACUUGAGCAGUGCACAGUGUGAUGACUACUUCAUCCAGAACAAUGUGACAGAGAUACAGGGCAUCCCUGGACUGGGCAGUGGAAUCAUUAGAGAUAACAUGUGGAGCGAUUACCUGCAGAAAGGGGAGAUCUUAGAGAAGGCGGGCCUGCAGUCGGUGGAAGCCCACAGUACCAUGGAGAACUUUGGCAUGUAUGUGUCAGCAGACAUUGCCACAUCCUUCACUCUUCUGGUUGGGAUUUUCUUCCCAUCUGCCACAGGUAUCAUGGCAGGCUCCAACAGAUCUGGUGAUCUCCGGGAUGCUCAGAAGUCCAUCCCUGUGGGAACUAUCUUAGCUAUCACCACUACUUCACUUGUUUAUUUAAGUUCUGUGGUCCUAUUUGGGUCCUGUAUUGAAGGAGUAGUCCUGAGAGACAAGUUUGGGGACGCUGUCAGAAAAAACCUGGUGGUGGGAACUCUUGCCUGGCCUUCUCCAUGGGUCAUCGUCAUUGGCUCCUUCUUCUCCACUGUUGGGGCGGGCCUACAAUCACUCACUGGGGCUCCGAGACUUCUGCAGGCUAUAGCCAAAGACAACAUCAUUCCUUUCCUUAGGGUGUUUGGACACGGAAAGACCAAUGGGGAGCCUACAUGGGCACUGCUGCUGACUGGACUCAUAGCUGAGCUGGGGAUCCUUAUUGCCUCACUGGAUAUGGUGGCUCCUAUCCUCUCCAUGUUCUUCCUCAUGUGCUAUCUCUUUGUGAACUUAGCCUGUGCCGUACAGACACUUUUACGCACACCCAACUGGAGGCCAAGGUUUAAAUAUUACCACUGGGCGCUCUCAUUCCUCGGCAUGAGUAUGUGCCUGGCUCUGAUGUUCAUCUCAUCCUGGUACUAUGCGAUUGUGGCCAUGGGCAUAGCUGGGAUGAUCUACAAGUACAUUGAGUACCAGGGAGCAGAGAAGGAGUGGGGGGACGGUAUAAGAGGAUUGUCCCUUAGCGCUGCACGCUACGCCCUGCUAAGGUUAGAAGUCGGACCCCCGCACACCAAGAAUUGGAGACCACAGCUGCUGGUGCUGCUGAAGCUGGAUGAGGACCUCCACGUAAAAUAUCCCCGGCUGCUCACCUUUGCGUCGCAGCUGAAGGCAGGAAAGGGCCUGACCAUUGUCGGCUCCGUUAUCCAUGGCAACUUCCUGGACAGCUACGGGGAAAUGCAGGCAGCUGAACAGGCUAUUAAGAAUAUGAUGGAGAUCGAGAGGGUCAAAGGUUUCUGCCAGGUUGUGGUGGCGUCUAAAGUGCGGGAGGGUGUAGUCCACCUGAUCCAGUCCUGUGGUUUGGGGGGCAUGAAACACAAUACGGUGGUGAUGGGCUGGCCGUACGGUUGGAGACAGAGUGAGGACCCUCGAGCCUGGAAAACGUUUAUCAACACAGUCCGCUGCACCACAGCUGCCCACCUGGCUCUGAUGGUGCCCAAAAAUGUGUCCUUCUAUCCAAGCAACCAUGAACGCUUCACAGAUGGCAACAUUGACGUGUGGUGGAUCGUCCACGAUGGGGGGAUGCUUAUGCUGCUGCCUUUCCUGCUCAAACAGCAUAAAGUCUGGAGGAAAUGCAAAAUGCGCAUCUUCACUGUAGCGCAGAUGGACGACAACAGCAUCCAGAUGAAGAAAGAUCUGGCCACGUUCCUUUAUCAGCUGAGAAUAGAGGCCGAAGUGGAGGUGGUUGAGAUGCAUGACAGUGACAUCUCAGCAUACACCUAUGAGAGAACGUUAAUGAUGGAGCAGAGGUCCCAGAUGUUGAGGCAAAUGAGGCUAUCCAGUGCAGAAAGACAAAGAGAAGCUCAGCUGGUAAAGGACAGACACUCCUUGGUGCGCAUGGGCAGUCUUUACUCAGAUGAGGAGGAGGAGGUGGUGGAAGCUCCUCCGGAGAAGGUUCAGAUGACGUGGACCAGAGAAAAGUGCGAGGCCGAGAGGAGGAACAGGAACAAUGCGCCCGAGAACUUCAGAGAGCUCAUGAGCCUCAAGCCGGACCAGUCCAAUGUGCGGCGAAUGCAUACAGCUGUGAAGCUGAACGAGGUAAUAGUCAACAGGUCCCACGAUGCUCGGUUAGUGCUGCUCAACAUGCCGGGGCCGCCUCGGAACACAGACGGAGACGAGAACUAUAUGGAGUUUCUAGAAGUGCUGACCGAAGGCUUGGAAAGAGUGCUGCUGGUGAGAGGCGGAGGGCGCGAGGUCAUCACUAUUUACUCAUGACCAGUUAGAAGCUGCUGCACACGGGCCUGGACCUCGUCAGAAUACAUUCCACCUCCAGACAGGAGGUGCUUCCAGACAGUUCUGGGUAUAUGCAUCAAUUUGACAUUUUUUAUAUGGACUUUUGAAUACAAAAGAGGUUCAUUCUAUUCUUGUAGAAUAUUGGGAAGCAUUAGUGUGCAUAUCUGCCCGUCCCUUCCUUACAAAUGAAAGCUGUUAUUGAUCUUCUUUAGAAUGUAUUACCUUGACAAACAUAAACAAAACACAAAGUAUUUUCUCAUGCGUAGAUCACAAAUACCUCUUUUUGAGAUAUGUAAUAGCAAACCUAUAUUUGACACAUAUUGCUCAAGAAGAUUUAGUGGUAUGCCAAAAAGUUUAUUCUAAAACCGCUCUUUGACUAUUUCGGAGCCACACUUCUAUUUAUUUAUUUAUUUCCCCAACUUUUCCCCACCGAGGUCAAAGACGAUGUUCCUGCAGGUGAUGAACACAGCGUUGAGUUUACUGUAUAGGUGACACAGGAUCCAGUUAGCGCGUCUGGAUGUCAGAGAUUAUAACACACGAAAAAAGUUAUAAUUUAUCAUUUUUGAAGAGAAAAUAUCUUUACGAAUGACAUUUAAAGUGUUGCAUUUAUACUUUUUCUACAGACAUGAGAAGCUUUUCUGCUUUUUUUUUUCAAGUUUUAAUUCUUUAGGUUUUUAGUUAAAUCAGACCCAGUUUUUGAUAUUUUUUUUUUUUGUAUAUUCACAAUAAUGCAAAUCUGUAUGGUACUUUUAUACACAAGUGGAAGAGGAUACAUACUUGUGUGAGUUAACUACUUUAGCCUUUGAGGGAUGCAGCUUUACGCUAUUCUGAUCUCUAGUUCAGGCGUCUUCCAGACCAAGUUGUGUGUUUUUAAAAGGGCUUUUUCUUCAAAACUCAGUAUGAUCAGUGUUUCAAGACAGCAUUUUAUCAAUAGCAGCUGUCUUUUUAUGCUCACCAAAAUAUACUGUACCUAAAGGCUAAUCAAUGAGAUGGUAUGCAAUUAUUAAACACUAAACACAAAUUCAAAACAGUGCACCGUCACUUGAAAAGCAUUGUAUCUUAUGGAUCUCUAUGUCUGCAGUGCUGUAAUAAAGCUAGGAAUAUUCAUUUUUGAAGAAUCACGAGGCAAUUAUGUCACAACUGUAUAGUUACGUGAACAUCAGCAUGACCACCUUAGAAAGCAGAUUUCCUUUUUUUUGGUGCUUAUAAAUUAGAACCAGUAGUCUUGACAAAGCAGGUUUUUUUUUUUUUUUUUUUUUUUAUACCACAGCUGGUUUGAGGAGUGACUGCUGUUCUACAUUAAUGUUUCAUUGUGCAAACACUGCAGUGACCUUACAAAGGGCUCUUGUCUGUUCAGCCAAACAGCUCACAUUAAAUGCACUUGUCGUGUAAAAGGCUCCAUAAGAACAUCUGUUUUUGAACUUAUGUUGUGGUUCUCCGUACAGUGCACUUAAUGUACACUUACACAAUAAAUUAACUGCUUCCUCAGCCUGAUGACCUCAACUCCAGUUGCUCAAUUGAAGCUGCUCAUUGACUGGUCAACAAUAAUACAACAAAAGUUUUUUUUUUUUUUUUUUAAAGUGCAUCUCUACAGUUUUAUUUAUCAGUGUUAUUCCAUACAGAUUAUGUCAAAAUACGUUCUGCAAGGUCAGCAAUAAAAUUAAUACUGAAUAAAUAAAUUUCCAAGCAUUGAA